Messenger RNA from Coregonus sp. 'balchen', 3270 nucleotides. The record is from the annotation of a GenBank genome assembly. NCBI's taxonomy places the organism in Eukaryota, Metazoa, Chordata, Actinopteri, Salmoniformes, Salmonidae.
AUGGACGUGAUAGCCAGCGUUGCCUUUGGCACCCAGGUGGACUCUCAGAAGGACCCAGAUGACCCGUUGGUCCACCACGCCCAGAAGUUCUUCUCUUUCUCCUUCUUCACACCCAUCAUGUUCGUCUUCAGUGAGUACUGUGGAGCCCUGCCCUGAGGCCAACUAACUCAUCAUCACUUUAAAGUAUUCCUAAUUUGUCAAAUUGUCCAAUUCAAAUACUGCUGCAUUCCCUAGUUGAUGCCAUACAUGGAGUGACAAAUACUAUAUUUUGUCUUCAGUUGCCUUUCCAUUCCUGAUUCCUCUGGCCCGGGUCCUCCCCAACAAGAGGAGGGAUGAGAUGAACAACUUCUUCAUCAACUGCAUUCAGAAGAUCAUCAGCCAGAGAGAUGAGCAGCCAGUUGAAGAGGUAUUACUAUGGCAGCCUAACUAUCCUUUGUAAAGAUGGGAAUAGAUAUGAAAUAAUAAAGGACUUGUAAUGUCUCCUGUCCUCCUCUUCUCUGAUCUUGAUCUCUCUCUCUUUGUGUGUGUGUGUUUCUCUGUAUGUAGCGGCGGCGAGACUUCCUACAGCUGAUGCUGGACACGCGGAGCAGCAAGGAGUGUGUGUCACUGGAGCACUUUGAUGUGGUCAACCAUACAGAUGAGCUGGACCCCACACACACAAACCAGCAAGAAAAUGUUGGCGUCAGCCACGAGUCACCCAACAGGCGCUCGGUCCAGACCCAGAAGAGGAUGAUGUCGGAGGAUGAGAUAGUGGGCCAGGCGUUUGUGUUCUUCUUGGCGGGGUAUGAGACCAGUAGCAACACCCUAGCCUUCACUUGCUACCUCCUGGCUCUUCACCCAGAGUGUCAGAGCAAACUGCAGGCUGAGGUGGAUGAGUUCUUCACCAGAUAUGUGAGUAUGGUCCUCUGGCUUUCCUGUAUGCACUUUAUGUUCACAAUCACCUUCGUUUUCCCUCAUUGUUUGUGACAGUAUGUGUGCCAUGAUGGUCUAUUGAUACUAAUAGGAUCUAAACCAGAUUAUGUAAAUGGCCCACACUGUCCGCCCCACCUGAUGGCGAGACUGUACAGAGUUUGGGGUCAAUUCCAUUUAAAUUCAGUCAAAUCAGGAAGUAAAAUGUUUUCUGAAUGUCACUUUACUUCCUGAAUUGACAAUUGAAAUGGAAUUGACCCCAAUCCGGUAUUGUGGACUUCAGCAGCACUGCAUAGCAUACAGUCAUUUUUCAGGGGUUUAUGACCAAGAGACUCAGUCCUAUAUCAACUUCACCUCAGCUGUAAUAAGUCCAUCUCUGCAGCAGUGCCAGUCUGCCACUCUGCAGGCCAGCAGAGGUGAUGAGUGUGAAAGACAGACAUUGAUUGGCCCUGGCUGGAACAAAAAUAAAUGAGAGAGGGAGAGGUGGGUUGGAAUUUUUCAGAUUGAGGAUUUUCAAUCUGUUUCUCCGGGGUCACAGCGACCUGCAGUUUGAUGUGCGCUGCCACUAUAUUGAAAGAUAAAGAACCCAGACAGCACCCGAGCUUUCACUGCGUUCACUUAGGAUGAAAACUGCUCUUUGUCUGGCAUCCAGAUGAAGCCUUGGUUGCAGCACACACACACACACACUCUGCUGUCACAGUCACGAUCAACUCUGCAGCAUAACACUGCUCUAAUAGUGGACACAUAAACAGUUAGACAGGGGAGUGGAGGAUCUAACAAGGCCAUGGGUACGUCCAAAAUGGCACCCUAUUCCCUAGGGUCCAUAGGGCUGUGGUCAAAGUAGUGCACAAUAUACGGAAUAGGGUGUCAUUUCGGACACAUCCAUGGCCUUGUUAGAUCCUCCACUCUCCCGUCUGUCUCCUCCUGCAUCCUAAUACCCUGACCAAGGCCAGAGCAGUGGAGAACAGAAAAGAGUAGAGCAGACAGCAGACCAGAAGGCAGGAUCAAACGCACAUUCUUUCAUUUCCUCUUCCCUCGCUCUAUGUCGUGCCGAUACACCGCUCUCUGCUCUCUAAUUCUCAAUCCUUCAACUCACGGGGGAGGAAGUGUCUACAAAGAGAGCUCUCAAUGUAAACUAACUAACUCUGCCUGUUCGCCUUCUGGUGUUUUAUUUCCUGAUCAAAAUGCAUCAGUGCAAAUAUAACAGCGCUCACUUCUUCACUGUUUCAUGUCCUUUUUUAUCUUCUUGGUGUUAUUUAUUUUCUCAUUGCACAUUUUCUGCAGUGGACUUUUAUCCUUUUGUAGUCUGACUUUCCUCUCUGAAAUAGAGCACUGUUGGUGGCUUUUAUGAUUUGUAGCCUACUGAGUAGCCUUCGAAGCACCGCAACAAGGUCUGGUAUUUACUGUUAUGUAGCCUAAUAUAAUGACAGAGCUGAAAUGAAGAGUACUGUCUGCUGAUGGGACUGGAUAUCAUUUGUCUUAAGGGCCGUUUUACUGAAAUGCUGCACCACUCUAUUAAUGACACUGUUGUCAACAACACUACUGUUUUUUGCAGCAUUUUGAAAGUCCUCCACUACGAUUGAUUGCUCUGGACUUUGGACUCACCUGCCUCGAAAUAUUACACUCUCCUGAACCUUUUUAAGGCUUCUGGAUCAGAAGCAGGUUUUCACAAAAUUGUAUGAGAAAUGUUACAAUAACGUACAGCCGAAGGACUCAUGUUAUGGCAGGGUUAAUACAGAUCUCUAUGGAGGGCUAGUGAGCUGUAUGUAGCUAGCUGGUGAGGGCAAUUGGGGUUUUCAACAGUCGGGGUGAAUAAAUGUUGGUUUGACUCAGGAAACUUGAUCGGAUACAAUACCUGUGUACAUAAACUAUUUUAUAGGCUAGCUGGGUCUACAUUUGACCAGACAUCUGGCAGCUGACUGCAGUGAAGGUCAGCUAUUUCUCUCUCUCACUUCUCCUGCUGUGCUCAUCACAGCUAACUCAACCCACUGCCUUUCAGUACAGUGAAAGAGACUGACUGUGUGGUGGUUUUACCUGCUACCACAAGGUUGGUCCGCUCCUGAAAGCUUUUUCAAUGUCAGUCUCAGGUACAUAUGCAGUUCCAGUACAUGGUAUUGAAAACAAUACCGCACACAUCGAAAGAUCCACACACACUUUAAUUCUAUCAAAUGAUCUGCAGUUUAUCCUGGUCAUUACAAAAUCUUAGACAUGUUCCAUCGAUUUGUAAUUGUUUUUUGGUAAUUGAUUUAAUUGUAAUUUUCGUUCACAGGCAUGUUUUCUGGAUUAAGUUGUUAGCCAUGAUUCAUCUCACGUGUGUUCCGGUUGUGUCUGUAGGAGCUGGUAGCAGGCGGGCUACGCUAG